Molecule: messenger RNA, 804 nt
Organism: Rhodotorula toruloides NP11
Lineage: Eukaryota; Fungi; Basidiomycota; Microbotryomycetes; Sporidiobolales; Sporidiobolaceae
Product: Mpv17/PMP22 family protein
Exons: 5
Coding region: 1-804 (267 amino acids)
Cellular component (GO): cytoplasm; membrane
Source: RefSeq, a predicted model, not a curated record
AUGGCUUCCCCACUCAAGGCAGCCCACGUAUGGCUCUUCGACACGAAUCCCAAGGCAGGCGUGGCGGACCGACUCGCGGACCAGGUCAUGUACGGCACGCUGAACGCAAUAGGCGACACCCUCGCCCAAACUUUCUUCUCCUCGUCGCCGUUCGACCCGGCGAGAACACUGCGAUUCUGGCUCUUUGGCGUCGGGAUCGCUCCCCUCGCCUUGCUGUGGAACGCCUACCUCGAGCGAAACUACCCUCUCCGACCGACCUCGUCCGUCCCUCACCCCGAAGAACCCGUCCCUCUCGAAUCGAUCCAAAUCCACUCUUCCUCCUCCACACACUCUCGCUUGUCCUCACUCCAAACAAACGGCGUCGGUCUCGACGACAAAGCCUCGAAACUCGCGCACCAUCGGCGGAAAUCGAGUGUGGGCGUUCAGGCGGUCGAGGCGAUGCCGCGCAGCCCGUUGUUGGGUGGUCAAGAGGCGGUAGGCGCCAAGGAGGAUGCGGUGCCGAGUGUGGACAAGGUGGUGCUCGCGCGACGAGUCGGGGUCGACCAGAUCAUCAUGGCGCCCAUCUCCUUCAUCGUCUUCCUCGUCGCCAUGGGCCUAAUGGAGUUCAAAUCCCCUUCUCAAAUCUGGCUCAAGAUCCAACGCGCCUUCUUCGCGAUCCUCUGGACAAACUACAAAGUCUGGCCGUUCAUCCAGGUCGUCAUGUUCCUCUACGUGCCGCUCAAGUACCGCGUGCCGUUGAGCGGGUGCAUCAACGUCCUCUGGACGGUGUACCUGAGCUGGGAGACGGCGGUCAAGACGAAGUAG